GUUUGUGGGGAUCCCUGCGCCCUUCAGUGCCCAGAUUUCAAAUGGUCAGUCCGCCCCUGGAAUAGCCUUUGUAACCAUGUGACUUCUGUGAUCAUGAAGUCACAAGUGACAUCUUGCUUACUACAAUGCAUGUGAUCACUGAUUGGCCAAUCAGUGAUCACAUGAGAAUUGUGAACAAUGAAUGGAUUCAAUUCAUGCCAUUCAUUGUAUACAAGUGUGCUGCUAGCUGUGAUUGAUCACGGUGAUCACAGGGUACCCACAGAGCCAAUCCAAGUCUAUAUGUACCAUGUGAUUAUCUGUGUCAUAUCACAGCUA
Molecule: messenger RNA, 315 nt
Organism: Staurois parvus
Lineage: Eukaryota; Metazoa; Chordata; Amphibia; Anura; Ranidae
Source: the annotation of a GenBank genome assembly